AAAGGGUAUGUUUUCUGCUUCUUACCUCGGCUCUAGGGUUAAUUUGGGUGCUUUUGGUGGGAUUGAUCUGUAUGUUGCCUGUAUUUAUGAUAAAGAUUCGCGAUCGAAUUGAGAUUCAAAUUGGAAAUUUUUGGUGUUGAUUUUGAGUUUGGAAUUUGCUUGACUUCAGGGAUGCUUAGUUUACUGCUCAAGUUUGGUUUGUUGAUGUAGUGUAUUAGAAUUGUUGAAGUUCAACGUGUUCUUUGGGUUGGUUUGUUUUACUGGAAGGGGAAAACAAGUGGUAUUUUUCUUAUUGGAGGAAGUGUGGUUUUGGGUUUGUUUUUGCAAAUGGAUAACUCCAAAAACAGGCAUAAUGAUAGUUUGGGAGUGAACAGAAUGGGAAAAAAUAUAAAGAAGAGCCCUUUACAUCAGCCCAAUUUUGGUAAUAAUGCUGCUAGACAACAACCUCAGCCUCACGUUUACAACAUAAGCAAAAACGAUUUCCGGAAUAUUGUUCAGCAGCUUACUGGAUCGCCCUCACACUCACAGGAUCCUCCACCUAGACCUCAACACAAUUCACCAAAACCACAGAGCAUGCGACUGCAGAAAAUUAGACCUCCCCCGUUAACACCAGUCAACCGACCUCGCUUCCCCCCGCCAAUGCCAGUGCCUGCAGGCCCUCCUCCAGUUCCGUACAAUAAUGCCUUACCUAGACCUGCUCAGUUUGGACAACCAUCACCCACUCCUUUGCAGCCAUUAACGCCAGGGGAUAUAUGGUCUAAUACAUCUGAGUCACCCAUCUCUGCCUACAUGCGCUACCUUCAGAAUUCAAUGAUGGAUCCAGGUCUGAGGGGUAACCAUGUUCAUCCUCAAUCACAUCCACACCCUCAACCCCAUGCACCGGGCAAUGUUCAGCAUCAACCUCCUUCAUCUGCUUUGCUUCCUAAUCCUCCCAUGCCCAUGUUCCCUUCUCCAAGAUUUAAUGGUCCAGUGCCACCUAUGAAUGCUACUAAUCCUGCAGUGCCUAGUAUUCCUUCACCACAAGAAAAUGGCCCUCCCCUUUUACCUUCCCCAACCUCUCAAUUCCUUCUGCCUUCUCCAACUGGUUACAUGAAUUUGCUAUCCCCUCGGUCACCUUAUCCACUACUGUCACCUGGCAUUCAUUUUCCAUCUCCACUUACACCCAAUUUCCCAUUUUCCGCCAUGGCACAAUCAGGGAUUUUAGGCCCUGGCCCUCAACCUCCACCUUCUCCAGGCCUUGUGUUUCCAUUAUCUCCUUCAGGCUUUUUCCCCAUUUUAAGUCCUAGGUGGAGAGAUCAUUAGUCUUCUCAUUUCGUGCUUACAUGUUUUAUUGGGGGUGCUUCCUUCUAACUGGACAGAUCCUAGUCUUGUUCAUUGGCAUGUAAUGUACAAUCAAGUUGUAAGAGCUCUUUUUGGCUGUUUGUAGUGUUCAUUUCCCAUUCCUUUGUUUCUCUUUUGUUGAUAACUGUAAUGUUGCAAUCCUUUUACUUUGACAAGUUUUACAUUAGG
Messenger RNA from Gastrolobium bilobum, 1509 nucleotides. Its product is annotated as protein HAIKU1-like. Bases 328 to 1302 code for a protein of 324 amino acids. The transcript has a single exon. The record is from RefSeq and is a predicted model, not a curated record. NCBI's taxonomy places the organism in Eukaryota, Viridiplantae, Streptophyta, Magnoliopsida, Fabales, Fabaceae.